AAGAAGACGCUGUGUGUGAAAGCGGAAUGGCGGGAUGAGCAUGAACACCUGAACAUCGGAUUUUGGGCUCAGCUGCGAGCGUGGUACCGCACAACAUAAAAUGCCACCGCGAAGGCAGGCAGCAGGGCGGGGCGUGCGGACUAGGCUUUCCAGCGACGCAGGUGCAGUGCAUGCCUUGUUGAUAAAGUAUGCCAAGCGAGCCGAAACCAAUGGGGGCCUGAGGGACAUGUCCGAUCCGGAUGCUGAUGAACUACGGUUGGCCAUGACGAAUCUCAGCCAGGGUGGGCUGGAUGGCGCGAGCCAGCUUGACGAACACGGCACGCUGGAGUUCUGGGCGGCCACCUACUCGGUGCAAGCCUACGCGUUGCGUGACUACUGCGCACUGUAUACGGAUUUGCACCAGUUGCUGGAGCAGCGGCAGGCGCAGAGAGGCGGGGUGGUGGUGCACGUGGAGGAAGAGACUGGGGCGGUCCGGCGGGCGGCGCAACGGGUUACAAGGAUGGCGACCGUCCUCUCCUGCUUCCCAGCCAUCACGGCUUCAUGUCGUGCCUUCACCAAGACGUCCGUGGGGUACGAGCGGCGCGUGCUGGCGCUGCUGCGUGCCGACACGCUCAAGUCGUACGCAGCCGUGUUUGAGACGGUGGCGCGCAACGGGCUGCCGGCGGGGAAAAUGGGCGACAACGUCAUCUUAACGUGCGGCUCGCUGAUUCAAGGCAUCUCCGGUGUCAUGGGCGUACACACGGUGCCCUGCGACAGCAGCGACGACUACAAUCUGGAGAUCUACAGCGAGUUCGUGAAGGCCGCGGCGGAAAGCCACGUGCUGGACCACGCCUGUCGCAUCGUCCUGCGCGGUCUGGAAGCCGAGGCGACGGCUGCGCCGAAGUCUGUGCAGCGCGUGGGGCGGUCCCCGGACAUGGAUAUGCCAACGUUGCUUGGACACUUUCACCUGGCCAUCAACAAGACCGUGCUCUCGCUGGUGGCGCCGCUGGAGCUGAGGCAGUCUAACGGCGCACUGCACCCUCGGCCGCUGGCGGCGCCGCGCACGGGCACGGACCCCGCGCUGCUGGCGCUGCUGCCGGCCGUGCGGGGGGUGCUGAGCGGCACGGGCGUGCAGAUGUGGGCGGCCAAGCAGCUGCUUGACGUGGCGAACAUGGCGGCGACGAUGGGGCCUGCUGCGGCCACGACAGGAGCCGCGGAGGCUGAGGGCGCGAGCCGUUACCUCGGCUUGCCGCCCGCUGUCCGCACGCCGCCGCGCCUGCUGACGCACGCUGUGCUGCUCUCCAGCGGUCAUGCGGACGUAACCAACUCGCUGCAACUCGCGCUGAGUGUUGCCAGGGCAAUGUGGGAGAUGACGAUGUCGGGUCCGCUGGCACCUGUUAUGAGGAUGCCGGGGGCGCCGGCGGAAGGCAGCACAGCAAGACGCGGCGUCGCCACAGCAGCCGGUCCCGCGGCCGGUGGCUCGGCGGCCGGUGGUGCGUCGGGCGGUGGCUCGGUGGCCGGCGGCUCGGCGGGCGGUGACUCCGCGGCCGGCGGCUCGGCGGCGAGUGGCUCGGCGGCGAGUGGCUCGGCGGCAGCGAGGACCAGCAGUCUCUACCGGCUGCCGCGCUCCAUUCCGCUCAGCGCGGGCCAGGUGUGCGCCCUGAUCACCACGGCCCUGAACGGCGUGGUGGAGCCCCAGGCCCAGGGCCAGGCGCUGUACGCCGUACGCCGCGGCUCCCAAGUACAGGGCGAGAUGGCGAGUAUGGUGGCGCUCGCCUGCCGCCUGGCGUCGGAGCUGCAGCCGCAGCGCGCCGCCGCCGUCCUACGCAGGCUGUGGAAAACAGCGGCCUCGUGGCUUGUGCACAUGCGCGCGCCCGAGGCACACGUUGCGUUAAAGCGCAUGCUGGCGUCGCUGGGCGCACUGCUUCUACACGAGUAUCCGGGGGAGGGCGCGGCGAGCGCGAGGCCGCAGCGGGCGACCGCAGCUGGUGGCCAGGUCAAGGCCGACGGCCGCACGCUGGCGUUUGCUGUCGCCCUGGAAGCGGGCCUCGUGGAGUGGCUUGCUGCGGCGCUGGAGGGCGCUCUUGCAGGCGCGGCGGAGUGGCAUGUCCCAGCCUACGGCGUGGCCAUGCUUACCGACUUAUUGCUGCGGCCCUCGUGUGCGCUGCCUCCGCUGCUGGCGCAUGCCGACGGCACGAGUCUGUUUCGCCUUCUGGAGACGCUGCGCAUCGCUGGUGAGACCACCAGGGACCAGAUGACGCUUCGCGGCCAAGACCCCCAGGCAACCAAGGAGUAUGUGCUUGUGGGUGGCAACGUAAUGUGCAUUAUUGUACAGCUGCUGGAGCAAGUGACGGCGGUGUACAUGCGAGCGCCGCCAGAGGGUCUGGAGAGUUGCAUCCAUGGCCCGGGCGACAGCAGCAGCGGCAGCAGCGCGGGCGGCGUGCCUGGUGCGGCUGCGGCCGGGUCGGGCGGCCUACCUGGUCAGCCCGUUCCGGACGCCGCCGCCGCCGCCAUCGACCGCACGGCGGCGGCGUUGCUGACUAAAACGUGCCGUUCGCAGGUGCCCAAGCAGCGGCUGCGGCGGAUGUGGCUGAUGACGCGUGGGAGAAAGCCCUUUGCCGUGCUGGCGCUGUCGCGUCUGCUCCCGACGCUGUUCCCAUUCAGGCAGGCCGCCUUCUUAGACGCAGGCGCACGGGACUCAGUGCUGGGCCUCACCACCGUCUACACGGCCCCGGCGCUGCAGCUGCUGCGGGUGGUGCUCGCCUUGCCCGCCGGCAGCAGCUGUGCAGCUUCGCCCACCGCGGCAGCGCGCCAGACCGCGGCCCUGAGGGAGUCAAGGGCCGAGUCGUGGCGCGGGCUGCUCAUGGCCGAUGAGGGCGUGGCGUUGACGUGGGUGGCGGCGGUCCUCGCCGCCGCCACCGCGUGCAAAUGGCCUGAGGUCACCGCGGCGGCGCUCGACCUGUUGGAGGUGCUGGUGCUGGCGCUGCCGCCAGAGGCCGUGGCGGCGCGGGUGCAGCUGGUGCGGGGGGCGGGCGUCGCAGGGGCGGCAGCGCUGCCGCCCGCAGGUCGGAUGCUACCGCUGGUGCUGGGCGAGGGCUGGCUGCGGCAGCAGGGCCGGGAGAAGCUGGCGGCGGCUCUGACGGAGAGGGCGUGCCGCAUGUCGCGUGGCGCGGACGGCGGCGGCAGCAACAGCAGCAGCGGUGGCGGUGGCGGUGGCGCCGGUGGUGGCGCUUGGCCGUUGUGCACCCAGUGGACAGAUGCCGACCUGCAGCUGUGCGAAGCUGUGGCUGGGAAGCACCAGCUCGCCUCAGUUCCGGAGGUGCCCGCGCCCAUUGAGGUGAUGUGGCUGCUGCCGAAGGAGCUGGGAGUCAAGGUCUGUGCCGGGCCGGGCUGCUCGCAGCUUGAUCCGGGCAAGGUGGCCUCAUCCCAUCACGCGUGCGAGGGCUGUGCGGUGGCCGCCUACUGUUCCGCCGAGUGCAAAGCGGCGCACGUGCGGGCGGGGCACCAGAGGCUGGAGUGCGCCGGCAUGCGGGCGGGCAGGGAGACGUGCGAGAGUUUGUACGCUGGCCGCUGGCCGGAACAGUGGGCGGUGUGACCUGGUGUGGAAUGUUGCCUGCCAUGCCAACGAACCACCGGGGCCAGACCCUGUAGGUGGCCGGCAGUCCCCGGCAGGCAGUCGAGGCCAGGACACCAGGACAGUACGUGGCAUUGAUUAGACGCCGCCAGCGACAGGUGGCGCGCAGGUGAUAGCGGAGGGCUGCGGACUCAGUGCUAUCGACGCAGUUGAUGCUGAUUUCGGGGCCUGGGCAAGGCUGACAGUUAGGGCUGACAGUCGCGAAUUCACGAUACCGGUACAGCGGGGCUUGUAGAGCAAGGCAGAUGACCAGUCGACGAGCUAGUUGAUACGCCACAUCCGCCACCACGCCAGGUCACGACAGAGCAGGGCUUGGGCGUGGAGCCAGGGGCGGUGCAAUGUGUCGCACACUCGCAUCCUUCGGGGGAGUAAGCCAAUGCGGCAAUGCGGGAAAUCAAAAGUAGCUGGAUGUAUCGGUGUUCGGUACUAUGGUAGCAAGACUGGCUGAGAGGUCUAUAAUACCAGUUGAGCCUCCUGUCCGGCCUAAUGGGUCCUGUCCGACGGUCCGAGCAUGCUGUGCAGCCUCUGCACCCAACCGGGUCGGGUUACUGUGUGUUCGUGAUGGAACAUGGCAAGGGGCAGGAAAGCGUAGUCCCGAUGUGUGUGGCUCCCACCCGUGCCCACAUAAAUGCGUAGCAAGAAGGGACAAGGCAUUGGUGCGUCGUUCGCGCGCUGUUACUGUACCGACGGUAGCUGGCAGGUU
Chlamydomonas reinhardtii is the source of this 4316-nucleotide messenger RNA. RefSeq lists its product as uncharacterized. Gene Ontology annotation, molecular function: kinase activity. The record is from RefSeq and is a predicted model, not a curated record. The coding region runs from base 263 to 3574 and encodes 1103 amino acids. Lineage: Eukaryota; Viridiplantae; Chlorophyta; Chlorophyceae; Chlamydomonadales; Chlamydomonadaceae. The transcript is spliced from 8 exons.